Trypanosoma theileri is the source of this 1464-nucleotide messenger RNA. Its product is annotated as putative RNA editing 3 terminal uridylyl transferase 2, putative,RNA editing complex protein MP57. Bases 1 to 1464 code for a protein of 487 amino acids. Gene Ontology annotation, biological process: RNA 3'-end processing. Gene Ontology annotation, molecular function: nucleotidyltransferase activity. NCBI's taxonomy places the organism in Eukaryota, Euglenozoa, Kinetoplastea, Trypanosomatida, Trypanosomatidae. The record is from RefSeq and is a predicted model, not a curated record. The transcript has a single exon.
AUGCGCAUCAGUUCUUGUGGACAGAUGCGUCAUUCGCUGGUGUACCGUCAAACCGCGGUUUCAAUGCCAACAACUCGAUUAAAUCCAUCUCCUGAUCAUUAUACCACGUGGGGUAAAGCAAUCUUAGCAGAGAAUAAUAGACGUGUUGGACCUGAACACAUGUUUCGCACGGCUAUUCGAGCCCAACAACAAUUACAAGGUUUAGCGGAUAAAUGGACUCCGGAUGCGAAAGUGUAUUGCUGCGGUUCUAUGGUAACAUAUGGACAAAUGGAGUGGGGAAGUGAUUUAGAUCUUGCUUGCAUGUUUGAUGAUCCAUACCCUUCACAUGAGGUGCAGGCAAAACGAACAGACAAAUUAUGGACAGUGAUGAAGCGUUAUGUACCACAUUACCUUCGAAAUAAUCUUCUUGGCCUUACAGAAGCACGUACUCCUGUUGUAAAAUUACGAUUUGCAAAUGAUGAAAAGGUGGCAAGAGCACGUUAUACACCACUAAGUGAAGAAGAAGAUCGAAAAGCUCGAACCGCUCUCCUUGAUGUACGAAAUCAAUGUAUUGAUGAUCGUGAAAUAGAAUAUAUUGCAGAAAAAAUGGGACGAGAAAAUGUAGAAGGUAUUUGGGUAGAUCGUACAACUUAUGGUUGUCGUAUUGCAAUUCAAUGUACUUCAAAAGAACAAAUGAUUGAGGCUAUUGGUUUUUUUCCAGAUGGAAAAAUUAUGACACGUGGUAUGCGUGAAGAUUAUACUCGUGAUGUACUUGAUCCAAGAUUUGUUCCUGAAAUGUUUAUGUAUCGUUGGGAUAUUUCUUUUGUAGGUUAUGGAGUUAAAAAUAGUUAUCUUAUUCGACAUUAUCUUCAUAAUGGUCCAAGUGCGGCAAGACAUGCUGCUAUGGCUGCUAAAGCAUGGGGAAAAGCUACAAAUGUUGGAGCUGGAUCUGCAGCUAUGCUUACAUCCUACGCCGUUACUAUUAUGUUUCUUUAUUAUUUAUUAGUUACACGUCAAGUGAAAUGGAUUGAUCCAUGGUCACUUCCACAUCCAGCUCAUUUACCUCGAUAUCCUGAUUUUUCUCCCUUACAUGAUUGUGACCCUGUAGAGUUAGGACGUUUACUACAUGGGUUUUUCAUUUUUUACGCUCAUCACUUUGAUUACGAGAAGGAAGUAGUGAGUUUAAGUCGAAAUAGAAGGAGUCGACGAUCUGAUAUUGGAUGGAAUUUUCCACAGAAUAAAAAAGGAACUUUCAGCUAUUAUUUUUGUAUUGAGGACCCUUACGAAGAUGUUGGAACUGGUGGAUUAAACCUUGGUAGACAUUUGCAUCCUGCAAAGUUUCAACUUGUAAAACAAGAAUUUCUUCGGGCAGCUCAAUGUAUGGAACGUUUCUCUCCAGUAACAGCACCUGAGAAGUCUGUUCUUGGUGUUAGACGUGCUGAAUUGCGACAUUUUGAGCGGGAUAGAGAUCGAGAUAGAGACUAA